AAUACUGAAAGUGAACAUUACUUUGUCCGUGCAGGUUAGACACUUAUUAGACCGAGAAUAACUUUUCAUGGUUCCCACAAUAGUUUAUUUUUCAUUGACAGAUGAAUUUGUAUCAGAUCUCCAACUUAUCCUUGUUUUUCACAUCAGUCUUUCUUAUCACUCUGAUAACACAGUAACCUUGAACACAAACAGCUGAUCGGAUUCUAACUCCACCUCUCUCAACAGCUUUGUUGGAAUUGGACAAAGUUCAAAGAAAACAAAUGAAGCAGCCACUGUGGUUUGAGCCUUCACUAUUAAAGGGAAGUUUAGCUGUGGAAAUAUUCAGUCCAGCAGAGAGUCCAUGAUGAGAAGUCUAGUGUUUCUGCUCCUGGUGGCUGUGGCCAGCGCGAAGAUCUUCCAGCGCUGUGAAUGGGCCCGAGUGCUGAAGGCUAAUGGGAUGGACGGCUACCGAGGCCACAGUCUGGCCAACUGGGUUUGUCUGAGCAAGUGGGAGUCGAAUUACAACACCAUGGCCAUCAACCACAACACCGACCGAUCAAUUGAUUACGGCAUUUUCCAGAUCAACAGCCGCUACUGGUGUGACGACGGCCGGCUUCCCCAGACAGCGAAUGCAUGUAACAUCAGGUGCAGCGAGCUUCUGAGUAAUGAUGUCAGUGUGGCGAUCAAUUGUGCCAAGCACGUGGUGAGGGAUCCCAAUGGCAUCAGAGCCUGGGUGGCCUGGCGCAAUCACUGUGAGAACAAGGACCUGAGCUCCUACGUGUCAGGAUGUGGUCUUUAAUCAACACGUGGAACCAGGACGGUCAUCAAUAUUAUCUGUGAAAUGCAGAGAUACUGAAGCUACAAAGGAUUAUUUUCAAAUCAAGAGGAUACAGAUGUUUACUUGCAAUGUAUUUAGUCUAUUAUUUAGAUCAUGUCAAUAAUCUAAUAAAUUAAAAUAAAUGUUGUGAUUUCAA
Molecule: messenger RNA, 953 nt
Organism: Cyclopterus lumpus (lumpfish)
Lineage: Eukaryota; Metazoa; Chordata; Actinopteri; Perciformes; Cyclopteridae
Gene: lyz
Product: lysozyme
Exons: 4
Coding region: 341-778 (145 amino acids)
Molecular function (GO): lysozyme activity
Source: RefSeq, a predicted model, not a curated record